AUGCCUUCUGACAUUCGCUCAUUCUUUGGUGGCAAGCCCGCAGGCACGCCUGCAGAGAAGAAGAUCAAGGAGCAGCCCAGCAAGAAGCGAGGCAGAGCGAAGAAGAUUGUUAGCGACGAUGAAGAUGACGAGCCUGUGCCCAAGAAGGCUGCUCCAAAGAAGUCUGCUGCGAAGAAGCAGGACGAACCUGAGGCAGCACUCGAGGAAACAACAGCAGGUGACUACUUUGGCAAAGGCAAGCCUAAGCGGACUGAAGCAGUGAGACCGGCUCGUGCUAAAGAGGCAACCACCGAUGCCACGCCGAAGAAGUCUACCAAGUCGGCCAAGACCAAUGGCUCAAAGGCCACACCAAAUGGACGAGGUUCAGCACGAUCAGCGAAGACGAAGAAGAGCUAUGCCGAUCUGGACGCGGACGACUUCCCCGACGACGAUCUCGAGGACAACGCCGACGAUGUGUUCAAGAGUAACGCCGCUACUGGACAACGAUUGGGUGACGAUUACGAGGAAGGAACGGACGACGAGGAUGACAAGCCCAUCGUGCCCAAGAAGAGGGAGGUGGGCAAGCAAAAGAAGCUCAAGGAUCACGAACAAGACGACUAUGAUCCUGAUGAGGACGUGGACAUGAAGGACACAAAUCCGGACGAUGACUUUGUGGUGCCAGAUGACGAUGAGGAGAUCGUGGAGGACAAGCCGGCAAAGAAGACUCCUGCGAAAGCCAGCAACAAGCGAAAGUCAACGGCCCUAGACGAAGAUGACGAGGAUGACCUCGAGGUGGAACAGGCAAAGCCAGCCAAGAAGCGAGCAACACCGAAGAAGGCACCAGCUGCAAAGAAAGUAAAGAAGGAGACACCCCAAGACAGUGCGGAACUGACCGCCAUCUUUGACAAUAUUCCUACGAUAGAGCCGCCACCUCCACCACCAAAGGCAGGCGAUGAGGAAGGAGAUGGUGCCAAGAAGAAGUUCCAGUACGGCAAUCACGCCAACUCUGCUGUGCCAGCUGGAGCCAUAUCAGAUUCUGACCUGCCUCAGGGCAAUCCCAACUGUCUUGCCGGACUCACUUUCGUCUUCACCGGCCAGCUUCAACGACUUGGUAGGGAACAGGGUCAAACACUUGUCAAGGAGUACGGCGGUAAGAUCACAACUGCACCAUCGUCGAAGACUAGUUAUGUUGUUCUGGGCGAGGACGCUGGACCAAAGAAGUUGGAAACGAUCAAGAAGAACAACCUCAAGGUCAUCAACGAAGACGGCCUCUUCGCUCUCAUUCAGCAACUGCCAGCAAACGGUGGCAGUGGUGCUGCCGCCCAGAAGUACGCCGAAAAGCAGGCCAAAGAAGAAGAGAACAUCCGAAAAGCGGCGGAAGAGAUUGAGAAGCAAGAGCGAGCACGCAUGGCUGCAGCGAAAUCCAAGCCUCAGCAAGCUGGAUCCUCUCAUGCCAAGACCCAGCCCAAGGCAGAGUCCCAGAAGGACAAAGGCAAGGAAUUAGCCUCCAGUGUCGACUCGCGCCUGUGGACGGUGCGUUAUGCUCCGCAGUCGGUCAAUCAAAUCUGCGGCAACAAAACACAGGUAGAAAAGUUGCAGCGCUGGCUGAGAGCGUUUCCCAAGAAUCAAAGCAAAGGCUUCAAAUUGCCUGGCCCAGAUGGCAGUGGUGUGCACCGGGCCGUCAUGAUUCAUGGACCCCCUGGCAUUGGCAAGACCACAGCUGCUCAUCUUGUGGCGAAGAUGGAAGGCUACGAUGUCGUGGAGUCCAACGCUUCAGAUACUCGUUCGAAGAAACUCGUAGAGACUGGUCUCAAGGGUGUCCUCUCGACUACAUCUUUGAUGGGAUACUUCUCGCACGGUGCUGACGACGUGGAAGCAUCCAAGAAGAAGCUGUGCCUGGUUAUGGACGAGGUUGACGGCAUGAGCGCUGGAGAUCGAGGUGGCGUGGGUGCACUCGCAGCCGUGUGCAAGAAGACUCAAAUACCCAUGAUCCUCAUUUGCAACGACCGAAAACUCCCAAAGAUGAAGCCAUUCGACUUUGUGACCUAUGAUCUGCCCUUCCGGCGGCCCACGACCGAGCAGAUUCGUGCCCGGAUCAUGACUAUCAACUAUCGGGAAGGACUCAAAAUGCCAGUGAAUGUUAUCAACGCGCUGAUUGAGGGUUCUGGUGCCGACAUUCGGCAGGUCGUGAACAUGGUCAGUACUGCCAAGCUGGACAGCGAGAAUAUGACUUUCGAGGAGAGCAAGGACAUGAGCAAAGCCUGGGAGAAGCAUAUCGUUCUCAAGCCAUGGGAUAUGGUUGGCAAGAUCCUCGGCGGCGGACUAUUCAAUCCUUCAGCGAACUCCACACUCAACCAGAAGAGUGAAUUGUACUUCAACGACCACGACUUCGCACCUCUGAUGUUGCAACAGAAUUACCUUGGCACCAAUCCGCAACGGUCAAACAAGUACAACAGCGAACCGAAGAAGAAGAACCUAGCUGCACUGGACCUUGUCAGCAAGGCCGCCGACUCCAUUAGUGAUGGAGACCUUGUGGAUCGAAUGAUUCACGGCAGUCAGCAGCAAUGGUCACUCAUGCCAGCCCAUGCGAUCUUCAGCUUCGUUCGACCUGCUAGUUUCGUGUACGGCUCUAUGGCUGGUCAUCGGACCGAGUUUACUGCUUGGAUGGGCAACAAUUCGAAGCAAGGCAAGCUCAUGCGCUUCGUCAAGGAAAUACAGGGUCACAUGCGCUUGAGGACAAGCGCUGAUCGACAUGAGAUCAGACAGACGUACAUGCCUUUGCUGUUCGACAAGCUCAUCAAGAAGUUGCAAGAGGAAGGAAAGGAGUCAGUCCCUGAAAUCAUCGAGCUUAUGGACUCCUACUUCUUGACCAAGGAUGAUUGGGACGCCAUCCUCGAGCUCGGGGUUGGCAAGUCUGACAUGGAGAACAUCAAGAUCGAGACACAAGCGAAGGCCACCUUCACUCGAUUGUACAAUCAGCAGUCUCACCCUCUGCCGUUCAUGAAGGCCUCACAGGUGAUUGCACCCAAGAAGGCGCCCGCCAAGGAGAAGCCCGAUCUGGAAGAGGCUUUCGACGAGUCGGAAGACGAAGCAGUCGACGAUGCAGACGUCAAAGACGAGGAGGAAGAUGUCGACCUGAGCAAGGAUAGAUACGUCAAGCAACCCAAGAAGAAGAGAGCUACGGCGGCCAAAGCAGGUGGCAGCAAGAAGAAGAAAGCAAAAGAUGAUGACGACGACGAGGAAGAAGAGGAGAAGCCUAAGAAGGGCAAAGGCAAGGGCCGGGCGAAGAAGUAA
Messenger RNA from Fulvia fulva, 3273 nucleotides. RefSeq names its product Replication factor C subunit 1. The transcript has 2 exons. NCBI's taxonomy places the organism in Eukaryota, Fungi, Ascomycota, Dothideomycetes, Mycosphaerellales, Mycosphaerellaceae. The record is from RefSeq and is a predicted model, not a curated record. Gene Ontology annotation, molecular function: DNA clamp loader activity; ATP binding; DNA binding. Bases 1 to 3273 code for a protein of 1090 amino acids. Gene Ontology annotation, cellular component: DNA replication factor C complex; nucleus. Gene Ontology annotation, biological process: DNA replication; DNA repair.